Osmerus eperlanus (European smelt) is the source of this 1972-nucleotide messenger RNA. RefSeq lists its product as uncharacterized. The transcript has 6 exons. NCBI's taxonomy places the organism in Eukaryota, Metazoa, Chordata, Actinopteri, Osmeriformes, Osmeridae. Bases 913 to 1605 code for a protein of 230 amino acids. The record is from RefSeq and is a predicted model, not a curated record.
AACCCUAACUCCAGUCACAAACAAACAACUUAUCUGUGGGAAAAACAGUAAGAAAGAAGAUAGGGCUCGACAAAGGGGUUGUUGGCUACAGGGUGUGCAGGUAAACUACUGUAGCCACAAGAUGAUUUAUCUGUAGGGGAUGAUGUUUUUAAGUUUUCAGUUAUGACCAGACUGUAGAGGAGUACAGAGGAGUGACAGACAGCUAACAUGGAGGACUCGCUUUAAAUUUUGAAGGUGGCUGACAACAACCCAAAAAAACACAGAAAAAACUCCAGAGUAGACCAAAAUCGCAUCCGAUUCUCGUGCACGAUAGAGCACUUGGCAUGAAAAUCGUUCUAAAAUAUGUAAAACUGCGGUUUUUACAGUCCGCCACCGCAAGUCACAGUUCUCUGCCCUCUGCUCGUUCCAGAUAAAACGGUCAAUAGCGCAGAAAAGGUACAGAACCGGUGACGUCAUUAAAUAAUGUUACUCAGUAGACAAUGGGACGUCCGGUGGUCCCAGACUUCAAGGGUUUACUCAUCUGAUACAAUUCUAGCGUGACUUAUUGACUAUCUAGUUUGUCUAUCUAGUUGGUCUCAAUCUUAGGUUGUAAAGGGGUUGCUGGGCUAGACUUACAUUAGUCUAGACUUACAUUAGUCUAGCCCAGCUGAGCAAUCUUAUCCUAAAUACCCGCUUGUGCAACAGGUGACACGAUUGAGGUUUAUUUGACACUCCUCCUUUGAGGAGUGUCAAAUAAACCCCAAAGACUUCCCGGACAGAAGGGAAGUGAGACUGUACUAAGGUCUUAGGGGAAGGCAAGCUGAUUGAGAAAAGAAUGACAAUUGAGGUAAGGAUACAAAAAGAUAAAGAUAACCAAAUAAUAAGACAUUGUGAGAAAAGAAAGCAGAAAGAAAGACAAGAGGAAGAGCAGUGAUGGAGAAAGGGGUCAAAGAGCUUCAGACAUGGCUUCUACUGUCAGUUAUUCUGCAAGCUGUCGCCUGUGAGUGGGCAGUGCACCUCCCCCAUAAUCAAGUGUGUGCUGUGGCUGGCUCCUCGGUGGUCCUCCCUUGCUCCUUUGACUACCCACGCAACCCUCCUCAUAAUGGGGUUGAGCGUACACGUGAGGAGCUGAGUGAGGUGGGAGAAGAGCAACCGUCUUUCAGAGUCCUGUCUGAAAUGUGGUGUCUGGAGCAGAGUCGUUGCAUCACCCCCAGGUAUGUUUACCACAGUGCACAGAUCUUCCCUGAACCUGCUUACCGGGGCAGGGUGGAGUACCUGGGAAAACCAGGCAGCAAGAACUGUUCUCUGCGUAUCUCAGAUUUGAGUACAUCUGACAGUGCAACAUAUGUCUUCUACCUAAUCACUAAUCACCCAGUGGAGAAGUUACCUGCACAGCGUGGCGUACAGUUGAUGGUGUCAAGUGACUCUGCUGAAGAUGGUGCCUGUUGGAAGAAAAUAGAGAAGCAGGAGUCUGUGAUUGGAAACAAGAUCAUGAUUUUAGGCGUUGCCCUGGCUAUCAUAUUGGUCCUCCUGGUGACAGUGGCAUGCAUUGGAAGGAGAUUGAGAAGCCUGUCAGGGUCCAGACAACAAGCCUAUGCCCUGACAGAGACUUCACAGACUGCCUGAAAACCCAGCUGAAGCACAGAGAGCAUAGCUCACCAUGGACACUGUGACACCGUUGAUAUAGGAGGUUUAACAAAGUGACUUACAUGAUUUACAUGUUUGUAAAUAUAGAAUUGUGUUAAUAUUGAAAAAGCAAAAAUAACAAGAUACCAUUUUAAAAUACAUUUAAGAUGUUCUUUGAAUACAAAGUCACCUUCUCUCCAGUUCUGAAGACACAUCGCUUCAGAUUCUAAAUGGACUAGGGCACCUUAUGUGUACAUUACCUCUCAUGGUAUUAGCAUAAUUAAAUGUUGUGUGUAUUUAAGAUGGUGUAUUGUGUUGUACUGCCCCCACAAAAUGAUCAGAGAAAUAAUCUUGUUGUUCCACUGUC